CUGAUAGCCUAGUUCUAACCACUAAUUAUUAGAACACGUGUCACAGAGUGCUGCCAACGUGCCAUCGUACACAUCAUGAAGACGUCGCGACUGUCGUUUAUAAGUCUGACUAGCUUAUGCUACGUGUUCCUCGCGACAAUAGACGUGGACCAAGCGGUCUCAGGCGACGAAGAUGCGAACAAUGACGUCAUCACUAGAACGUCAAGACGAGGAGGCAGACGAUGUUAUGGCGGAGGAAGAGAUCUGCUGGGGCAGCUGUCGUCUGCUGUGACGUACUUCUCAGCUAAUUUGCAUACUACGGCCAUCGUCAGGAUGCCCAACUGCAUCUACUCCCCGUACAGCGUCUUCCAAGCUCUGGGCAUGACGUAUCUGGGCGCGCGCAGACUGACGGCGUACGAGAUGAAGAAGACGAUGAGCCUGAGGACUCUUGGGAGAUGCGCCCACGAAGCCAUCCACCUAGCCGCCGCCAACAUGUCCCAGCCAGGCGGCCUCGUUCUAAAGUCAGCCAAUCGGAUUUACAUUCGAGACGACGUACAACUGGCGGAUGAGUUCCAGCAGACACUAAGAUCGAGCUACAACUCGUCCAUCCAGCCGCUCGACUGGGACGACGAGAGGGGGCCGGAGGGGCCGAUCAAUGACUGGGUGUCCAGUGCUACAGAAGGUCUCAUUCCCGAUCUCCUGUUACAAGGAACUAUUAGCUCUGACACCGCAAUGGUUCUCGUUAACGCCAUAUACUUCAAAGCAAACUGGACAACAGUGUUUAAGUCGUCGGACACGACGAACGAGACGUUCCACCAGCCCACGCAGCAGCAGACGACAGUACCCAUGAUGCAUCUGGAGGGCAGGUUCCGGUUCGCACGUCUGGAUGACCACCACGCCCAGGUGCUGUUCCUCCCGUAUACCGGAAAUAGGUUUGGGAUGUUCGUCAUUCUUCCAGACGACAUUGACGGUCUUCCCGCCGUAGAGUCUGCUCUGACGUCUAUUCUUGCAGACAGCCUGGACAGCCUGAGUUCCACCGACGUUAGAGUCUCCCUGCCAAAGUUCAAACUGGAGUCCUCGUUCGACCUCAAGGAAGCUUUGAUAGACGUGGGGAUGGUGCGCCCGUUUUCUGCCAGACACGCCGAUUUCUCGAGGAUGACCGGACGCAACAAUCUCUACAUGUCGCGAGUCAUCCACAGGGCCGUCGUCGACGUCACAGAGACGGGGACGGAGGCAGCGGGCUUGACGGCUAUCAGCAUCAGUCUGACAUCUUUCAUAAGAAGCUGGACAGAUUUCAAGGCGGACCACCCCUUCGUGUUCGUCAUUCGAGAUAAUCUCACAAAGAUACCGCUCUUCGUUGGAAAGUAUUCAGGUGGUGAUUAACUGAAACUAGCUGAGCAAGCGUGUGUGUAGGGUGGGGCUCGGGGGUCGGACCCGUCCCCCCACCCGCCGCUCAAGCAAAUGUUCUUUUUUUCUCCCUUUAUAUUUUUCGGGGGUAGCAAGACUGUCACAUGUAUGUGUAUGUGCGCGCAUGCGUGCCCACGUGUGUGUAUGUGUGUCCAAAUAAAGUUAAACUACUA
Messenger RNA from Gigantopelta aegis, 1559 nucleotides. Its product is annotated as leukocyte elastase inhibitor-like. NCBI's taxonomy places the organism in Eukaryota, Metazoa, Mollusca, Gastropoda, Neomphalida, Peltospiridae. The transcript is spliced from 2 exons. Gene Ontology annotation, molecular function: serine-type endopeptidase inhibitor activity. The record is from RefSeq and is a predicted model, not a curated record. The coding region runs from base 76 to 1362 and encodes 428 amino acids.